AAUGGGCAAUAAAAGUAACAUAAAUCAACAACGUGGGCUCUUGUAAUUAAAAUGGUGAUCAAAAUCAUGACAAAUUUCGUCGAAAUUUUCCUAACUCUUCUUUGGGUAUCCGUGACACAUGCCUCGUCGAAUUGCGGAAAUUUAUGUGGGAGCAUCUGUAAUCUGCAAUUAGUAAAUCCGAAUCAAAAUUUAUCUGCCGGGUCUUCAGUCUCGGUAGAUGUUUCCUGUUCAGUUGUGAAUACGAAUGGAGUCGGUGAUCCGGAACCCUUCGUUCUCGUGCUAACUGCUCCCGAGCAGAUUCAAGAGAUUCUCCUCUCCUUUGACUGUACGUCAAAUACCGCAAGCUGCCUUGUACCUUCUCUAAACGCCUCACUUGAAACUGCGACUCUGUUAGCAUCGAAUCCUCUGGAAAAAUACCAAUUCAACGACUCCGAAGGGGUUAUCAUAGCGUUAUCGGGAUCGGUGCCAGUUGCAAGUACAGUCGAAGUGUCUGCGACUUUGAACGUAUAUGUCCAAAAUUUGUACUCUAUGCGAGAUUCGAUUGUCGUGGUCAACGGAAGUGUUCGCGGGUUCCACGACUUGACUCAUCCAAUCGGAACCUCAGCGCCGGUUGAGGUCCAAAAAACAGAAAUCCCGACUCUCGGGAUGUUGUCGGUGACUAAUGAUGAAACGUAUUUGGCGAUUGGCGAGACGGAUACUAUUGAAUUUCAAGUGUUAGCGGGGGAAGUUGGAUUCACCGCGACGUUGGAAAUAUACUCGAAUUACCAACUGAAUAUCUUCACUUUCAAUAUCGACAACACAAAUCUCGUGAACAAUUUGGACCACGUUGAAAACAUGACGGCACUAGAUCCUCUUCCUUCCAUAUCAGAUUCGGACAAUAACCAAAUGUAUAAAGUGGACUUGUCUGGAUUUUGUUGCGAUGCUGCAACAUCACAUGAUUUUGAGAUUGGAUAUCACUUGUGGGAGACUGCUGAUCAAGGAGACGAAGUGUACAUUAGUGUCUACUUGAAAAACAGCGUCUCCGGAUGGCCUCUGUUUGUGGGAAUCAAAAAUGCAGAGACAUUUAGCACCAAUCCUGGAGUCUCCGUGACCAAGUCGUUGAAGCUCGUAUCGGCUGAUCCAGUGCCUCAAGUGUACAGAGUUCAAAUUGAGGUCAACAACCGAAGUCCAUACCCUCUGAGGUCAUUCAACCUUCUAGAUGACAUCUCUAACCUGAGAGUUCUCGAUAAUUCCAAUCUGCAAUCCCCCUUUGACUGGACACAAACCCCCAAUUCUCUGGAGACCUCUGAACCUAUCAUCACUACAGCACAAACCUCUUUCAACUUCUCCUAUGAUGUGUCGCUGGAUGAAGAUGGAGAUGGAGGCGGAUUCCCAUUUGAUGCAAGACAGUGGCGUGCAGUUCAGGCUUCGUUUGUGAUUGUAGAUGCAGCAGAAUCUGUAGAUAAUUAUCUGGGAAAGGAGUUCUUUGUGUCCCCAGAAUGUCCAGCUUGUUUCACAGCGAGGAACUUGGAAACUAAAGAGACCACUGAUAGAUACUAUGGCUUCAUAGUUGGUGUCAUUCUCUGUCUCCUGUUUGGAUUCCUCCUGGCAAUCUUUAUUCUAUUCAUCUCUGUAUACUGUUGUGGAUUCAACUCCAUGAUAGCAGUGUCCCCAUUGGCAGAUGAAGAGACAUGUGAAGAAAGAGAGAAGAGGCUUCGGAAGGAGUUGAGAGAGAGGAAGAGGAGUGAGCGAGAGAAGAGACACAAGAUGAGAGCCAGACAAAACCAGAUUGUCCCCAAAUCGAAAGUAGCAGCUCCUAAGAGCAAAUCCUACUUGGUGGGAUCUAAACAUGCGUACGAGGCUGCUCUUCAGUCGCUGUGUAGCCACAAGAACACCAAGGAUAAUAUCUCCAACUACAAGGAGUGUACUGUGGUUGAGGUUGCGUCAAUUGACGAUGCGAUCAAAGCAGACAAGGAGAUAGCAUGCAGCGACAUAGCCGAAUCGAUCGAGUUCGAUAAACACUGCGAAGCAACCCGACUUGACCUAAUGAUCAAACUUAUCAGAAAUUUUCUCGCGAGACAACCUAGCGACAACAGCAGCAUUUCAACCUCGUCUGAAGUGAAUGAAGUUAUGACACGGCUGGGAAAAAAGAUUGAGAUUGCAUUUGGGGAUGUGAAGAAGAAAUUAGACGAUGAAUUGAGAAUGGGGUUGGAGAAAUUAAGUAAAGAGAUGAAAAGGUUGCACGAGAGCCAACUAAUGAAGCUGCGUCUGAGACAGUUGAAUGAAAGGAAGCCUCUCUGGGAUUUGCUGAAGAAUGAGCAAAAAAUGGAGAGACAUAGUUUGGUUGAGUUGUUGGACAAGCAACACAAAAGAGAGGUGGAUGAAAUAGUACACGUGCUACAGUUGGAGAAAUUCGAGAAAACUGAAGAACUUAGAAGGGCUAAUGCGACCGAACUUCGUCUUAAACUGAAAGAAAUAAUCACAGAAACUCUGCUCACUCAAAAACAGAUGAUAAACUCCGAGUGGGCUGCCAUAUCCGAUGCUGCCGACUACGAAACCUCAGCCUCUUUUCUUCUAGAUUGCGAAUUCCAACUGGAUUCCAUCACGCGUGAAUUUGAACAAAGUCUGAACAAAUUGGAAUCUUAUCUUGAUCUCUACACUGGGGAUGUGAAGUGUAAGCUGGAGGAGAAGGUGACUUGGAGGAGACACUUUGUGAGGAUGAAGGAGGUGGCAGGAGAUAGACAGAGGAGUGCGCUUAAUCUAGUCAGGGAGAGGAUGAAGAACUUCUUGGACAGUCAGAUCAAACAAGGGCGCAUUGACGAUGUAGAAGAGAGUGGGUGGCUGCUGCGUAUGCGGGGGGAUGUUCUGGCCAUUAAAACAUCCAUGCAGGCUGAAAAGGAAACACAACUCCUAGAUCUCGCUAAGGUGAAGCAAGACCAACAGCAUGCGGAUAGAGUGUUGAAACUGGCUACUUUGAAGGAAGCGGUGGAAAAGUACGACAGGGAGGCCGGGGAGUUGUUUGUCAAAGGCGAAAUAGACACCUCCAAACUCUUCCGAGAACGCUUCGACAUCAUGCGCAAAGAGGCCAUCCAGAACUUGGAAGACGAAAUGACGUUUGACAGAGAGUGUAGUUUGGAGGUGGGCCAGACCAUGUCCAGUCUGUUUGACAAAGUAUACUCUGCCCUGGAGCAGACGAGCAGAGGAUAUGCUAAAAAUUUGGAGGCGAAAGGCUGUAGUGAGGAAGAGGCGGCUGAGAUGGUGGACCAGUUUGAGAGGGACAAGGAGAACAUGAAAUUGACCCUGAAGGAGGAGACAAACCAACUACAGAAGACAUACCAGAAACAACUGGCGAAGAAGAUAAAGAAGUGGAGGGAUCAAAGAGUGGAAGAGAGAAGUGAACAGGCGAAGCUGAGACAGCACGAGGAACGAAUCAUAGAAGCUCUGAUGGUCGACAAGUCCCCCCUUCACUAUUCUAACAUCACCCACCAACUGGAAUUAAUAUCCAAACAGGAUGCCCUCUUGACCUCAAUUGAGAGCAGUGUUUCCAUGCAGAAGCUGAAGAGUCAGAGACAGUUGGAGCAGCUGUUGUAUAGCAGAAUGGAUAGACGGGUGGAGAAAUUGUUGAAGCAGCAAACUCAAGAUUAUGAGGCGCGGGAGACUCGAAAGAGCUACGAGAUAGAAGAUACUUCAGAUAUCGACUUUGUCAAAGCUAUCAUCUCAGAGAGAGUGUCGAAGGGAAUAGUGUCUGUGCCUAGGAAGAAAAUGAGAGAUAUGUUGUUCACGAUCGAGGAAGAUUUAGUCUCAGAGAAACUGGGUAAAGUGAAAAUGCACGAGGAGAAAUUGGGCACAUGUCUGGCAGCAUGGCACUUCCAGAAGUCCAGAGAGUCGGUAUCCAGAGACGAUUUCUACGACCGACUUGUGACCCUCAAAACCUGCCUUCUACUGGAAUUGGGACACCAACAGUCCAAUCGAGACGGCGGAGGAGGCGAUUGGGUCAAACAGGGGUCACCGGGGAAGGUACUCAAUCAGGGAGGAGAAUCUUCACUGGGGGCGAAGUUGAUGAAAGCAUUUGCAGAGAUUAAGAAGAAAUACGAGGAAGAAAUUGAAGCGGAGAAGAAGAAACAGAGCUUCAUUCUCCAGCAGAAGAUCGCAAAACGGGAAGGGAUGAGCGGAGCUUCGGAUACAGAUGAGGAAAUCAACACUUUAACGGAAGAUUUCAACAAAGAAAACUUAAUAGAAUCAGCAAGAGUUCUCAUGCAAGAUAAAAUGGCAGAGUCAAGACGCCAGCGAGAGGAAGAAAUUUUGUCACUCCUGACCAAAGCUGCCAGUCUCAAUGCAAGUGAACUGCUGCUGCUGCUCAUGAUGACAUUUCCUCUAAAACCGGCAGAAGAAAUGCAGAAAUUGGCUGUAGAUUUGACAAUGAACAAGGAAAAAGAUACAAUUGAAGCUGUUGAUGCUGAAAAAACCCUUCCUAAGAGAAGUUCUCAACUUGGUCAAUUGGAACUGACCUUGAAGCUAGAAUUAGCAAGCAUGCCAGACAAAAACACUAAAGACGAAGCGGAGUCUCCAUUUUCGAGAACAAAAGCUGAGUCGAUUUGAUCGGAAGAAUAGUCCGAUGGGAAAAUUGAAAUAGAAGAACUUCGAGUGAAAAUUAUUGUGAAAGGCAAAGUUGGCAACAUCACUAAUUCUAUCUUGAAUCAAUUUUUCCAUCUUCUGUGCACAGUGUAAAUACGGCUGAUUUUUUUUUCUGUAAGUAAUGUUAAUUAUGAUGUAAAUAGUCUGCAAAGCAUUGUAAAUAAUAUGAAUAUAAAGUUCUUAUAAAAUCUUUGAUUGUUUUUUUAA
This is a messenger RNA of Symsagittifera roscoffensis, 4821 nucleotides long. RefSeq lists its product as uncharacterized. The record is from RefSeq and is a predicted model, not a curated record. Gene Ontology annotation, cellular component: plasma membrane protein complex; ciliary membrane. The transcript has 29 exons. Bases 52 to 4578 code for a protein of 1508 amino acids. NCBI's taxonomy places the organism in Eukaryota, Metazoa, Xenacoelomorpha, Acoela, Convolutidae. Gene Ontology annotation, biological process: smoothened signaling pathway.